Messenger RNA from Stereum hirsutum FP-91666 SS1, 1685 nucleotides. RefSeq lists its product as uncharacterized. The transcript is spliced from 6 exons. The coding region runs from base 51 to 1685 and encodes 544 amino acids. Lineage: Eukaryota; Fungi; Basidiomycota; Agaricomycetes; Russulales; Stereaceae. Gene Ontology annotation, cellular component: nucleus. The record is from RefSeq and is a predicted model, not a curated record.
UCGCCACAAAACGCACUUGCACUCGUAUCUUACAAUAACUUCGAUUAGCUAUGCCACCACGAAGGAAAAAUACCUCAGGAUCCAGUGGCAAACUCAAGCAGAAGACUCUCGAGGGAUUUGUCGCACAUAACGAUGCUGCAGAGCCUUCAACCCCUAUUCCCCAAGGCGCUGGUCAGAAGCGCAGACGCGUCGCCUCUUCCCAGCGCGCGUCUCAACGCGUAGGAGGCGGAGAAGAUGAGGAUGUCAGUAGUGAUGAGGUGGUGGAGACUAUUCACUUCGAGCCGCGACGUGUUGGCAUCUCCGAUGACGAAGACAACCAGGGGAGCUCCCCUCGAAGACCCAAACGAGCCAAGAUCUCCGCUGCUGUUGGCUCACGCCGUACUUCACCCUCCGUGGACAUAGAGAUUCUUUCCGAGAGUGACAAUAGUGCCAAACACAGGACUGCACCUGCUAGAAGAAAGGGUAAAGCAGCGGCACAGGCUCCAGUUCGCGAUGAGGAGAGCGAGGAGGAGCAGCCUCGACGACGGCGUUUGCGCAAAGGUGUUCGACCACCAACACCAGAGGAGGAACUUAUGGAGGAAGUCAACGAAGAUGCUAUCGUCGACAGCCGGUUGCGCUCUCGUCAAAAGAAAACUGCGUUCCAGAAAAAUCUGGACAGAAUGAAACGCAAGAAACGCGGAAUUGCUGCAUCGUCCUCUUCAUCGUCUGAGGGUAGUGAGGAAGGUAAUGAUGACGAUAACGAUGCGCCGUUUGCUGGCGCCAGACCUGAUGCUAGCAGCGAUGCGGAAGGUGAUGAAGACAACGAUGAACAAGACGGGUCGGACCACGAAGAAAGUUGGAUAGUGGAGGACGAAGGCUCCGUUUCCGAAAUGCUACCCACGGAGUUCAGCAUGAACACCCAUCAGGACCUCAUUCAUCAUUUCAAGAUUAUAUGUCAGCUCUUCGUGCAUUCAGCUGUCCGCCCCGCAGAAGAGCGAGGGGCGUUCAUGAAGCAGCAGAUUGAGGAGAAUGAUUACUUCAAGAUACCCUUGGUGAUAGCUCGUCGUAAACUUUCUGGCCUUCGGGACGUUUCGGUGGCUUCGUCCGUGUGGCGACCAGCGUUUCGGAAAUCGCUUCUCACUUAUUCAGAGUUCAGCCUCACAAGGCUAGACUUUGCCGUUCCCCAAUGUGAUGCUUGUCAUCUUGGUGGCAGACUGUCGACGUUUGCUGGAAGAGUACUCGGUGAUCGAUACGAUCCAUUCUCUUACGAGCCAAUAGGUCAAACCUCGGAUUCAGAAGACAGCGACGAGGAAAAAGAUGAUGUCCACGACAGCGCUUGGCGACGUCGAUCUAAAUCGAAUAUCAGGGCCGAAUACAAUCUGGGCCGUUUCUGUGCCGCUCGUACUCAAGUCUUCCACAAUUUGUCCCAUUGGGAGUACGAACUGUUCCACUCGCUUCUGCGGGAAGUGGACGAUCUGCGGAAUAGGGCUGAGGGUGGAAAGCCACAUUUCGUUCGCGUGGCUUUCUCGAAAGGCCUGCAGCCUCCUGAUGAUCUGACUGACGCAGAUGGUAUCAUGGACUGGUUGGACGAGAGAGGAGUGAUUGGUAUGGAGUGGAACAAGAUCAAACAACUGAUGGAGAGGGCUAGGCAGCUUGAGGCGAAGGCGGGAAAGAAAGAGGACGAGAUUGACCUGGAUGUUUCUUGA